GGGAAACUGACUCCCAAUUCUCCAAUUCCUCGCGCCCAGCUGGUUUUCUGGUUUUCCCCAGGAGGGGCUUCAGCCCCAGUGGGCGGAAAUCUCUGGAGCCCAAAGUAAUUAGCACCUGUCACCAAGGCGCCACUAGCCCCUGCCUGCCUGUGUCUCCCGUACCCUCGAGUCUCCGAGUCUCUGCCGCGUCGCCGCCUGCAGGUAAUUCCAGAAACAUGAGGAUACUUAGUAUCUUUAUAUUCACAGCCUACUAUAAUUUACUUAAUGCAUUUACUAUCACAGUCUCCAAGGACCUAUAUGUUGUAGAAUAUGGCAGUAAUGUGACGAUGGAAUGCAGAUUCCCAGUAGAAAAUCAAUUAGACCUGAUGUCAUUGGUUGUUUACUGGGAAAAGGAAGAGAAGCAGAUUAUUCAGUUUGUAAAUGGGGAAGAGGACCCGAAGGAUCAACACAGUAGCUACAGGCAGAGGGCCUGGCUAUUGAAGGACCAGCUCUUCAAAGGAAAUGUUGCUCUCCACAUCACAGAUGUGAAGUUGCAGGAUGCAGGUGUUUAUUGCUGCAUGAUCAGCUAUGGUGGUGUAGACUACAAGCGAAUUACUUUGAAAGUCAAUGCCCCAUACAACAAAAUCAACCAGAGAAUUUCCAUGGAUCCAGUCACCUCUAAACAUGAACUAACAUGUCAGGCUGAGGGAUACCCCGAGGCUGAAGUCAUCUGGACAAGCAGUGACCACCGAAUCCUGAUUGGUGAGACCAAUAUCACCCAUUCCCAGAGGGAGGAGAAGUUUUUUAAUGUGACCAGCACGCUGAGAAUCAACACUACAGCCAAUGAGAUUUUCUACUGUACUUUUCGGAGAUUAGGUUCCUGGGAAAACAAUACAGCUGAAUUGAUCAUCCCAGAACCACCUGUGGGCCUUUCUGAAGACAAGAGGACUCACUUGGUGAUGCUGGGAUCCUUCUUGCUAUUCCUUUUUGUCACACUCGCAGUCUUCAUCUGCUUAAGAAAAGAUGACACACAGUUUGAGGAGACAUAAUCAUCAUUGAACUUCUGAUCUUCAAGGAGGGAUUCUUAGCUUAGAGUUUGGAAGUUCACAAAUGAGAGGGCCUGUGGGAUCCAGAUGAUGUUGGACUUAAAGGCCAAAGCUCUGAAUGUGGAACCAGGGGAAAACA
Messenger RNA from Dipodomys spectabilis (banner-tailed kangaroo rat), 1164 nucleotides. It is a transcript of the gene Cd274, whose product is annotated as CD274 molecule. Gene Ontology annotation, cellular component: external side of plasma membrane. The record is from RefSeq and is a predicted model, not a curated record. Gene Ontology annotation, biological process: T cell costimulation; cell surface receptor signaling pathway; cellular response to lipopolysaccharide. Lineage: Eukaryota; Metazoa; Chordata; Mammalia; Rodentia; Heteromyidae. Bases 216 to 1028 code for a protein of 270 amino acids. The transcript has 6 exons.